Messenger RNA from Chanos chanos (milkfish), 1234 nucleotides. RefSeq names its product Ras association domain family member 4a (gene rassf4a). The transcript has 10 exons. NCBI's taxonomy places the organism in Eukaryota, Metazoa, Chordata, Actinopteri, Gonorynchiformes, Chanidae. The coding region runs from base 10 to 990 and encodes 326 amino acids. The record is from RefSeq and is a predicted model, not a curated record. Gene Ontology annotation, biological process: signal transduction.
ACACACACAAUGGAUCCGGUUAAAGCGUCCGUUGUGAGGUUAAACGAAGAGAAAGUUCUUUCGAGAUCAGAUAUAUUGUCCCUUCUUAAAACAUACAACUGUUACCACGAAGGCAAAAGCUUCCAGCUCCAUGUACGAGAGGAAGAGGGCGAGCUGAUCGUGGAAGGUUUACUCAGCAUCUCCUGGGGCCUGAGGAGACCAAUCAGGCUUCAGAUGCAGGAUGACAAUGAGCGGUUCCACUACGCCUGUGCGGGCGUGCACAGAGCAGAUGGCCCAGGGUUCAAUAGGAAUGAAGAAAGCCCUCAGAGUCUCCCAAAGCAGUCCUCUCUGGAGUCUAACAACAACAUCCCUAACAAAAUUACAGUCCCAUCUUUAACCACUUUGGACCUGAACGCUUUCGAGGAAGAGACCCCGCAGUUGCUCAGGACCAGGAGCGAUGCCAGUUUCAUGAACAUUCAGAGGAGAUCGAAACUCCGCAGCUCGGGCGAGCUGCAGCGGAUCAGAAGACACCGCUUCUCCAUUAACGGCCAUUUCUACAACCACAAGACCUCAGUGUUUACCCCAGCGUAUGGAUCUGUCACUAAUGUUCGCGUCAACAGCGCCAUGACAACUCUCCAGGUCCUCAGUCUGCUCCUCAACAAAUUCCGAGUGGAGAACAAGGCAGAUGAAUUUGCUCUCUACUUGGUCCAUGAAUCAGGAGAGAGGACAAAGCUGAAAGACACAGAAUAUCCUUUGGUAACUCGAGUGUUGCAUGGCCCUUGUGAAAAAAUUGCCAAACUAUUUAUCAUGGAAACAGAUUUAGGUGAAGAAGUGACAUACGAUGUUGCUCAAUACAUUAAGUUUGAGAUGCCAGUUUUGGAUAGCUUUGUGCAAAAACUGAAAGAAGAGGAGGAGAGAGAGAUCUUAAAACUGACAAAAAAAUACAGUGCACUGAAGUCUAUGAUAACACAGCAGCUGGAGAGCAUGGCUGUGAGAACAGAUCAGAUAUGAAAGGAAGUACCCCCAGCUCAAAGGAAGAGCUACGAUAUUAGCCCGCUGUGCCGUGUUUGUAAAUAAUGAAUGUUUAAGUGUUUUAUAGAGCUAUCGAAAAAGAAGUAUGUUGACAUAAUGGCAAUAAUAUGUGCGUUAAAUCUAGUAAAUCUAUCACUACGUAAAUAUGAUUUCACCCGUAGUUCUCAGGAAUGAAACACUGAGUGAGCACUUAUCAUUUUAACUGUGACUUUUACACGUAUAG